This is a messenger RNA of Phanerochaete carnosa HHB-10118-sp, 2008 nucleotides long. RefSeq lists its product as uncharacterized. The coding region runs from base 56 to 2008 and encodes 650 amino acids. NCBI's taxonomy places the organism in Eukaryota, Fungi, Basidiomycota, Agaricomycetes, Polyporales, Phanerochaetaceae. Gene Ontology annotation, molecular function: oxidoreductase activity, acting on CH-OH group of donors; flavin adenine dinucleotide binding. The record is from RefSeq and is a predicted model, not a curated record. The transcript is spliced from 19 exons.
GAAAAAGUCCUCUCGCUUCUACCUCUGACUCUGACACCUUGAGUCGCACUUGGUCAUGUGUUUAUCUGCAUUCAAAACGCUCCUGCUGCUCAUCAGCGUGGUUCAGCCCGCACUAGUACUGGCGAAUACCGCUUGCCCGGCUGAAGUUCCCGCCUUAGUCGAGGCCGAGCCGUUCUCCCAGACGAUCUUCGACUAUAUCGUUAUUGGUGGAGGAACGGCCGGUGUGGCCUUAUCUGCAAGACUGUCAGAAGAUCCAUCUCUAGUCGUUGGUCUUAUUGAAGCAGGAACUACGCAUUUCAGCGACCCAGUUGUUGAUGCUGCUGGGAACUCUCCCGUGGGUAAUUCGUCAUACGACUGGCUCUUUCUAUCAACACCCCAAGUGAACGCAGCUAAUCAAACAAUUUCAUUGCCAAGGUUGAUCCCCCUCACAUCUCUAAUCCGAUCGUCUGCUAACGGUUCGGUCUCAAGAGGUAAAAUGCUCGGAGGGUCCAGUGGUAUCAACUCAAUGGCGUGGUGCCGUGCCUCAUCCGCCGAGUACGACUCUUGGGACAGCUUCGCACCAAACCAAGGAUGGACGUGGUCGGGUCUUCUACCUGUCAUGAAGAAAACGGAGACGCUUUCUUUACUACCGCGGAAUCCAUAUCCAGGAAUAUCACAGCAAGCAGCUGAGAAGACGUUAGCGGACCUGACUCAUGUCGACGGAUUUUCUGGACCCAUAAACGCUUCUCACACGCCAUUUUAUUUUGAGACUGUCCCGAGCUUAGUUAAGAGCCUCAACGGGCUUGGCAUUGAAACAAAUCCGGAGCCGCAAGGUGGCAAUGCGACGGGCAUCACGGACAUUUUGCUAUCGUUCGAUCCCAAGCACGGCACCCGGUCAUAUUCAGCAGUGACUUAUUUCUGUUCUCAUUCACAAAACCCCAAUUAUCAUGUCCUUCUGGAUGCUCAGGCGACGAAGAUCUUAUUUUCGGAAACGGAUUCUGGUCUGACCGCUACCGGCGUCCAAUUCAUCAGCGGAAACAAGACGUAUAUCGCUAAUGCAACGUGCGAAGUGAUUCUCUCGGCUGGCACUGACCAGACGCCUCAACUGCUGGAGCUUUCUGGUAUCGGCAACUCAUCUAUUUUGAGUGCUUAUGACAUCAAUCCUCUCGUUGAUCUUCCUGGUGUCGGCGAGAACUUCCAAGAGCACCCAGUUGUCUCCGUACAAUUCGAACUCAUUCCCGACAUCAAUACUUUCGAUAUAUUGAGGAACAAUGCGACCUUCGCUGCGCAGCAAGAGGCACUUUACGCUAAGAACCAUACAGGCCUCCUGACAGCCACAGAUAACACUGCCGCGUUCGUGCCGCUGGCGAAAGUUGUAGAUGCUGCUCGCCUGGACGACCUGUUGGAUAUCUUCGAUCAGAGCAUGCAGCAGGGUCUGCAAACCGGCGUACAGCAACAGCAAGCCAAGUUUAUUCGCCAAUGGAUUUCAGAGGAUAGCGUUGGCUCGGUUGAGAUUAUCGGGUGGAGCAGAGGUGUCAUUGACCCUGCAGCGAACAAGAGUUAUGUCACGCUGAUCAACGCUCUGCUCCAUCCGCUUAGUAGAGGAAGUGUGCAUAUUGCCUCCAGUGAUCCCUUGGCGCCUCCUGCGAUCAAUCCCAAUUUCCUCGCACAGGAGUUUGAUGUACAGGUGCUCGUAGAUAUUUUGAAGUACGCCCAGAAGAUUGGUCAGACGGAGCCGUUCGCAAGUCUGGUAGCGGCACAGACGAAUCCGAGCAUGUCAGCGCAGACUGAUGAUGACCUCAUCGCAUACAUUCGUAGCAGCGUCCAAGGCGAGGAUCAUCACAUAGGUACUGCGGCGAUGGCUCCUCGGGAACUUGGUGGAGUGGUCGACGGGACCUUGAAAGUCUAUGGAACCACCAAUCUCCGGGUUGUGGAUGCGAGCAUCUUCCCCAACCAUAUCGGAGCGCACACGCAGGCAACUGUAUACGCUAUCGCCGAGAAGGCUGCGGACAUAAUCAGGAGCGGCUGA